Ostrinia furnacalis (Asian corn borer) is the source of this 2026-nucleotide messenger RNA. RefSeq lists its product as uncharacterized. Gene Ontology annotation, cellular component: plasma membrane. Gene Ontology annotation, biological process: apoptotic process involved in development; engulfment of apoptotic cell; phosphatidylserine exposure on apoptotic cell surface. NCBI's taxonomy places the organism in Eukaryota, Metazoa, Arthropoda, Insecta, Lepidoptera, Crambidae. The transcript is spliced from 4 exons. The record is from RefSeq and is a predicted model, not a curated record. The coding region runs from base 181 to 1959 and encodes 592 amino acids.
ACUAUCAAUGGGUGUGGAGAACAAAAAAUCCAUACAUGUUUCAUAUUUUGCGUUUUUCUGAAACAAACGAAGAUAAUUUUCUCAAAAAUAAGUGAAACUGUGGAAAGUGCUGAAAUUUAGUGAUGUGAAGCAACGUUAUCGAUUUGUUGUGACAAUGACUGUUUGUGUGACUAAGAAGCUAUGGUAGUAUGCGAGUUGGACCAAGAGGUAUCGGGGGAGGUGUUGGGAUGGAAGCUUCCGGCAUGGCAGACCCUGCUGCUGCAUCGUGUGCUGCCAUCCUGUGGGGGACUUCUCGUGUACUUAACGUUGAUGUGUUUCGACUUCGCGCUCGUUUUCGAACAUUUUCAAAAUGGCAAUAAGGUAAUCGGAUCGUUUUGUCUCAUCCUCAUCACCUGCCCAGCGCUCAUCUCGUUGGUGUUCAGCCUGGCGUCCGCGCCGCCAGGGUUGCAGACUGAGGAGGGUGCAGCUUUCUCGGUCACGAUCUCUAAGAAAGACCUGAAGUGGAUCGCCAGGCAGUUGGCCAACUGCUUUUUUUUUCCUGUGACUGCGAUAGGCAGGUACUGCUACUUAAUCUUCUGGUGGAUGGAAGCAGUAUGCGCGGCGUACGUGGACGACAAAGAACGGACGAUGGAGGCAAUACUCAGAGCCAGGUCCUCCUCCCCGAUUGAGCUGUAUUUGUUCCUGCAGGCAUUCCUGCAUGCUGCCCCUCAUGCGAUCGUCAACCUUCUCGAUAUGAUUGUACGGUUCUCCAAUGCUGAGUACAGUAAAGUUGCAAUGCAGGCGGUGAGCGUAAUAGUUUCUUGUAUGCGAAUGUCUUCCACUGCCACGAUGUACAGGAGAUUUGAAAGAGAAAAAUUAAACGGUCGUAAAUAUCCAUGGAACAAAAAUUCUAAGGCUUUAAUUACCAAAGACGUAAAUGAUGAAAAGACCCCUAUCAUUGAAGAUAACAACAAAGAUCCUGAUCCUAUAUACGAAACCAUUCAGAAACAGUCAUUGGAAUUUAAUUUUUCCAUUCCGUCUGGCGAUGAAAGAACAAAAGCUAACAGUGAUUUGAUACAAUUCUCUCCUAGAAGCACACAACAGGAAAUAUAUUACGAUGAUAUUUACUAUGACUCUGAUGUGAGUUCAGAUUAUCUUCCUCCAAUUUCACCGUCAUCACCCCAGUCGAAUAGUGAUGAUGAAUACGUUCGGCCAAUAUCAAUUAUAGAUAGAGUGGCACCUCGGCGACCAACGUACACUCAGUCGCAAUAUACGAUAGAGAAAGUCGAAAUAAUCCCACCGCCGAUUAUACCAGCACCAAGGCCUGGCUCUUUAGCCGUAUGGGCGGAGAAAAUGGUAGAAAACGCUGAGUCUCUACCAACAUGGUUGUCGGCUCCACAUCGAAGAAAAUACAACGACGAAGUCAUUCAAGAGGAACCAGAUAUUCCUCGUCGAGUCCCCAGAAGCAGAAUGCGAGGCCUUGAGCCUCAAGAUGCCACGGCUGCACUAGUGCACUAUCUAGGCUGGUACGCUUUCUUCGUAUCUCGUUUGCUCUCUAUAGCUGUGUUCAUUAAAUCUUCAAUAAUAGCAUCAGUGAUGAUCUUGUUCUCACAUUACCAGGUGAUGUUACUGCUGUUAAUAGUGCCUCAAGCUAGCACUGUGAGACGAGGGUUUUAUAUUUUCCUAGCUUUUGUUUACUUGUUUUGUUUGAUGGAGUUUAAAAUCCGUUUUCGCCACGUAAGAGUGUGGCAUGUGUUCUGGAUCAUAGUGUGCACCAUAGAGACUGUAGUGUUCACAGGUGUUUGGGCAAGCUUAGACAGAGGCAUCCACGAUUGGUGGAAGGAUUUUAUUGUCAAAGUGAUACUAGCUAGCAUGUUGUUAAGUUAUAUGUGCUUUCUUGUAUACUUCGUACUGUUAAAACCGAGAGAGACUAUUGUGUACAUAAAUAACAAAAAUAAAGACAAAGAUGUAAAUGUUUAGUUUUAAGUGCUAUGUUAUGAUUUAUAAAUAAUACCUACUAAAGAAUUCCACCUAAAUAAAUAAUAGU